Messenger RNA from Galeopterus variegatus (Sunda flying lemur), 1787 nucleotides. RefSeq names its product activating signal cointegrator 1 complex subunit 3-like. Gene Ontology annotation, molecular function: nucleic acid binding; ATP binding. Lineage: Eukaryota; Metazoa; Chordata; Mammalia; Dermoptera; Cynocephalidae. The record is from RefSeq and is a predicted model, not a curated record. The annotation marks the transcript as partial. The transcript has 9 exons.
GUUUUGUCUCAGUUUCAUGUUUCUUGUUGUAUGGAUCACUGAUUGAAAAAUAGAUGGCCUUACCUCGUCUCACAGGAGCCUUGCGCUCCUUUUCAAAUGUCACCAAGCAAGAUAAUUAUAAUGAAGAAGUGGCUGACUUAAAGAUAAAGCGAUCCAAACUUCAUGAACAAAUGUUAGAUUUGGACCUGACAUGGAAGAAGAUAGUAAAAUUUUUGAAUGAAAACCUGGAAAAGAGUAAAAUGCAAAGUGUAAAUGAAGACUUAAAGGAUAUAUUACAUGCUGCAAAACAAAUAGUUGGAACGGAUAAUGGAAGAGAAGCAAUUGAAAGUGGGGCUGCAUUUCUCUUCAUGACAUUUCACUUGAAGGACUGUGUUGGUCACAAGGAGACAAAAGCUAUCAAACAGAUGUUUGGUCCCUUUCCAUCAUCAUCUGCUACUUCAGCUUGUAAUGCUACUAAUCGAAUUAUUUCUCAUUUUAGUCAAGAUGAUCUUACUGCUCUUGUCCAGAUGACAAAAGAGGAAUAUAGUGAUAGGGGUUUUUUUGGCAAAAACUUAGCAUUUUCAUUUGACAUGCAUGACUUGGACCACUUUGAUGAACUGCCAGUAAAUAGUGAAGCCCAGAAAACUAUAAGCCUAGAUUACAAAAAGUUUCUGAAUGAACAUUUUCAGGAGCAUUGCAUCCCGGAGCUCAAGGCUGUGGAAAAAACAAAUGGCUCCUUUUUGUGGUGUGAAGUAGAGAAGUACUUAAAUACAACUUUGAAGGAAAUGACUGAAGUACCAAGAGUCGAAGAUCUUUGCUGUACCUUGUAUGAUAUGCUUGCUUCUGUUAAAAGUGGUGAUGAACUUCAGGACGAGCUGUUUGAACUGCUGGGACCUGAAGGACUUGAACUUAUUGAGAAGCUCCUCCAGAACAGAAUUACAAUUGUGGAUAAAUUUCUUAAUUCUUCAAAUGAGAAGUUUCAAGUUCUUCAGGACAAUUGCAAAAAAAUUUUAGGAGAAAAUGCUAAACCCAAUUAUGGUUGUCAAGUCACUAUUCAGUCUGAACAAGAAAAGCAGUUAAUGAAGCAAUAUCGCCGUGAAGAAAAAAGAAUUGCCAGACGAGAAAAAAGGGCUGGAGAAGAUUUAGAAGUUUCAGAAGGACUUAUGAGCUUUGAUCCCAAGGAAUUACGGAUACACAGAGAGCAGGCACUUCUGAAUGCUAGAAGUGUUCCAAUUCUGAGCAGACAGAGAGACAUGGACAUUGAAAAAAUACGUUAUCCCCAUGUUUAUGAUUCCCAGGCUGAAGCCAUGAAAACAUCAGCAUUCAUUGCUGGUGCAAAGAUGAUUUUACCAGAAGGAAUCCAAAGAGAAAAUAACAAGCUUUAUGAAGAAGUAAAGAUUCCCUACAGUGAACCAAUGCCAGUUGGCUUUGAGGAAAAGCCAGUUUAUAUCCAAGACUUAGAUGAGAUCGGCCAGCUGGCUUUUAAAGGAAUGAGGAGACUCAAUAGAAUCCAGUCAAUAGUGUUUGAAACUGCCUACAACACCAAUGAGAACAUGCUGAUUUGUGCCCCUACUGGAGCUGGAAAGACCAACAUUGCGAUGCUUACAGUCUUGCAUGAAAUUCGCCAACAUUUUCAACAAGGUGUUAUCAAAAAGAAUGAAUUUAAGAUUGUAUAUGUUGCUCCAAUGAAAGCCUUGGCAGCUGAAAUGACGAAUUACUUCAGCAAACGUCUAGAGCCACUGGGCAUCAUUGUAAAAGAAUUGACUGGUGAUAUGCAGUUGUCAAAAAGUGAAAUUUUACGAACUCAG